Messenger RNA from Blastomyces dermatitidis ER-3, 1266 nucleotides. RefSeq lists its product as uncharacterized. The record is from RefSeq and is a predicted model, not a curated record. The transcript is spliced from 2 exons. The coding region runs from base 1 to 1008 and encodes 335 amino acids. Lineage: Eukaryota; Fungi; Ascomycota; Eurotiomycetes; Onygenales; Ajellomycetaceae.
AUGGGUCAAGUCUCCGCAUCCCCACCCGCGACGGUUCCCUUUUUCCAUCUCGACGAUUGCCAUGCUCGCCGGGUGAUCCAGGUGGUUCGCUGCAUCCUCGCGACCGAGGUCGCGGAGCAGUCUUUUGGCAUGCUGAUAGAUGGCCGAUUGACCAUGAAAGCCUUGAGGGCAUGCAGACGCAUCCGCCUGGAUGAAGACUAUGACGAGAUAGCGAAGUAUACAGGUCCUAGCCAGGACACCAUAUCCAUGUUUCGCUCUCUGCGAGAACAGUUUGAUCUGUCACACGUAUUAAUAAAGGCAUCUUCCGCCGAGAGGUUCCAGCGCUCUACCGUGCAACCAUCAUCUGCGGAUUUUCAGCGUGGUCUGCUCGACCUGGUUGUUUCGAUGGUCCAUGACCUUGCCAUCAACAUUUUUGGAGAACUUCACCGGUUCAAGUACCAGAACACCCCUCAUCAAGGCCUCGAACGCGCUCUGCUUCCGGACUUCCGACAUCCAAAAUACCUCCAGUCUUAUUUGUAUCCACACGGGCCGACUGAGCUUGUCGGCUACUGGAUGGAAACAAGGUUGUUUGGGGGAGUGGUUGUUUUUGAACAUGGGAAUCCCCCAGGUGAGGUCAGCAUAAAUCCCCAACCCUUGCCAGUAUUUCUGUGUAUUCUGUAUACGUGUUCAAAAGUACCUUAUUUUAACCGAACGCAGCCUGGAGUUCCCUGGAUCCAUUUCCCUUAUGAGGGAAUCAUGCGGAUGUCCGACAAGCAACUUGAUGCUUUCACCCAACUCGCUUUUACAACAUCCCCCGUGUCCGACCCUGCAGCAGUGAGCGAUCUUCUACCAUUUAAAGCCGAACCGGAUGUACAAUAUGUUGAUUCAUUUGAUGCCUACGAAUUUGGCUUGUUUAGAAACUACUUUGAGCACAAUCCACCCCCAAACAUCAGUCGAUUUAGUUGCACUUCCAUGGGGAGGAAUGUCACAUACCCAGACUGGGUGCGUGAGUAUCUCAAGAAGUCAUGAUUUCUGAUGAUGGUGGUUCAAGUCUUCUUCAUAAUUGAAGUCCCCUCCAUUUCUAUUACAUCCCCUUUUUUAUUUGUAUCGCUGUCACUGGCCAACUGCACACUCGCUCUUUUUUCCCAGAGGCCAUUUGUGUUUGACGGCGCUCGUAUCAUAUUCAGGCCUCGAGCCUUCUGGUGUGAUGUAGUCUUGGUUUUCAAUUUGCUGCCUUAGCUAUGAUUCCUAAUUUCCAAUCCAUGCCUCAGUCACUAGUAGACUGGC